Messenger RNA from Plasmodium cynomolgi strain B, 393 nucleotides. RefSeq lists its product as hypothetical. NCBI's taxonomy places the organism in Eukaryota, Apicomplexa, Aconoidasida, Haemosporida, Plasmodiidae. The transcript has a single exon. The record is from RefSeq and is a predicted model, not a curated record. The annotation marks the transcript as partial.
UAUUUAAUUCGCCUUAUAAUUUUUCUUUUAUUCCUUUUCUUGGAUUAAUAUUAUCAUUCUUUUUUAAUGAAUAUAAUCCAUUAAUUCAAAAUUGGUGCUUAAGUACUUAUCGUGCUAAACGUACACCUGGUGAUCCUCUAAAACUUAUAGAAUCUGAAGUUGUAACAUAUCAUACAAAUAAUAGUGGAUAUUUAAGUUCACUUAUUAAGGAAACACUUGAAAUUAUCGAAAUAGUGAAUUCUGUUUUUUCAGGGUUAUCAAUAAUUAUUGUUAUAUUCGUUCUUCUUUAUAUAUUUUUAAAAUUUAUAAAGUACACGUAUUUAAAAGAUGGGAAAGGUGAGACAGGUAUAAAGGAAUAUUAUCAUUUUUGCAAAGAACUAAUUACAGUAAAAU